GUUGAUCACCUGACUUAGCCUCACAUGUUCUAGUAUAUAAUGGUUCUAGUCCACAGCAGCUGCAGCUGACCAACUAAAAGACGUUUUAACGACUAAAGACUAAACUUUUUCCUGUUGCCAAAGAACCGACAGUGAACAUGAGGCUGUGGAGGGAAACUUUGGGUUUCCUGUUACUGUGGGCCUGUCUGGAAUCUGCACACUCACGGAGCUGCUCCUCGUUUUUCUGCCGAAAAUCUCACCGUGUGAGCGGCCUGAAUGGAGCGGACCCCGGGUCUCCUCUCUUUCUCACUCCGUACCUGGAGAAGGGCGCCAUAGAUGAAGCCAGGAAACUGAGUCUGGUAGGAGAUAUGCCAGGUGCCAAUGUCAAGAGUUAUGCCGGAUACCUCACUGUCAACAAGAAAUACAACAGCAACCUCUUCUUUUGGUUCUUCCCCGCACUGAUGGCAAACCGAGAUAAAGCUCCGGUCCUCCUCUGGCUGCAAGGCGGACCCGGUGGCACCUCCAUGUUCGGUCUCUUUGUGGAACAUGGACCAUAUGUGGUGUAUAAGAACUUGACCGUUGGUUUGAGGGAUUACGCUUGGACAUCGAGAUAUUCGGUUUUGUACAUUGACAAUCCGGUUGGAACGGGUUUCAGCUUCACUGAUGAUGACCGAGGUUUUGCUCAGAACCAGGAUGAUGUUGGCAGAGAUCUGUACAGUGCUUUAACACAGUUCUUCCAGCUCUUUCCUGAGUAUCAGUCCAAUGACUUCUAUGCAACUGGAGAGUCUUAUGCAGGGAAGUAUGUUCCUGCCAUUUCGUACUACAUCCAUAAAAACAACCCCACUGCCAAAGUGAAAAUUAACUUCAUGGGGAUGGCUAUUGGUGAUGGGCUCUGUGAUCCAGAACUGAUGCUGGGUGGUUAUGGUGAGUUCCUGUACCAAACCGGCAUGAUAGAUGAACUCCAAAAACAGUAUGUCGUCCAGCAGACAGACUUGGGGGUUAAACUCAUUCAGCACCAGAAGUGGGUGGAGGCCUUUCAGGUUUUUGAUAGUUUGCUGAAUGGUGACGUGGAACCAUAUCCCUCUUUCUUUCAAAAUGCUACUGGCUGCACCAACUACUUCAACUACAUGACAUGCCAGGAGCCUGAAGACCAGGAGUACUUCUCCCAGUUUGUGACUCUGCCGGCGGUGCGACGUGCCAUCCACGUGGGGAAUUUGACGUUCCACGACGGCUCAGAGGUGGAGAAGCACCUUCUACAGGAUGUCAUGAAGAGCAUCAAACCGUGGCUCGGGGUGCUGAUGGACAACUAUAGGGUCUUAAUCUACAGCGGUCAGCUGGAUGUAAUUGUAGCAGCUCCACUGACUGAGAGGUUCCUGCCUACUGUCAACUGGACCGGAGCAGCUGAGUACAAAACAGCCCCUCGCUUCCACUGGAAGCUUCAGCCCGGCGACACAGAGGUGGCAGGUUACGUGAGACAAGUGGGAGAGUUUUACCAGGUCAUCAUCCGAGGAGGAGGACACAUUCUGCCUUACGACCAACCGGCGAGGUCCUUUGACAUGAUUGACAGAUUCCUUUCAACGCAGGGCUGGAAAUGAAACACAGCUGAUCAAAGCACCUCCUCUUUUAAAUAGCAUCUUUUUAAUUAUUGGCUGUUGAUUUUAAAGACUGUUGUAAAUCAGCACGUUGUUGGAUUUGCACACAUCUCUAGGUGACAUUAGGUGGAGGACUUUGAACUGCUCUCUGAUGCACUGCAAAAUGAAAAAAAAAGAAGUAAAUUUUGCCUGAAUCCCAGCCCACAUCAUCAAAUGGUACAAAUUAAGUAAAAAUGACAUUUUAAUCUGAUUAACAGGACUGCUUUCCAUGAAAACAUUUCAUGUUUAUUUCUGUUUUGAUUGUGUGAGAAAAAUAUCUUUCAUGUUGCAUUCAAUCGGAAAAUGCAGGAUGAUGAAAUACAAGAAAACACCUUGACACCAGUGUGGAAUUAUCUUGAAAUAAAAUGUUUUGUUUUUCUGUUUUAAUGAUCAGAGAAAAGGAAUGAAUUUAGCAUCUGACAGUGUUUUUUAAAAAAAAAAAUUUAAUUGACUUCUGUUGCAGUACAGAUAUGGCAGCACCUGUUGUUGAAAAGGGAUUUCUCCUGUCAAGUACGGUUUGAUUAAUCUUCAAACUGUCCACCAGGGGUCCCUGUGUGUAAAGAAAUGUCACUGGAAAGCCAAACAAUAUCACUAGCACUCAUUCAAUGUAUUUUUUAAAAGGUAAUACCGUUACAUUCCUGAUUAUCUGAAGUUAGGUCCUAAAAACUAUUAAAUUACUCUAUCUCUGAAAAAUGGGGGCAUAUUGCAACAAUACACA
Perca fluviatilis (European perch) is the source of this 2328-nucleotide messenger RNA. It is a transcript of the gene cpvl, whose product is annotated as carboxypeptidase vitellogenic like. The record is from RefSeq and is a predicted model, not a curated record. Gene Ontology annotation, molecular function: serine-type carboxypeptidase activity. Gene Ontology annotation, biological process: proteolysis. NCBI's taxonomy places the organism in Eukaryota, Metazoa, Chordata, Actinopteri, Perciformes, Percidae. The coding region runs from base 138 to 1574 and encodes 478 amino acids. The transcript is spliced from 13 exons.